Molecule: messenger RNA, 5583 nt
Organism: Lonchura striata (white-rumped munia)
Lineage: Eukaryota; Metazoa; Chordata; Aves; Passeriformes; Estrildidae
Source: RefSeq, a predicted model, not a curated record
AUGAUGGUGAUCUGCUUUGGUUCUGUUUGCACCUCUCUGGGAUAUGGACACAGAGCCCUCGACAAGAACCAAGGACGGUUUCGUUCGUGUUCUUGCAGCGAAUCCCCACGAGGGAGCCUCAGGGGCAGGAGACGCCACAGCUGCCGGGCUACAGCGGCGGCCCCAGAGCCGGGACGGGGCACGGACGCCCCCGCGGGGACCCCGGCGGGGCCGUGCCGUGCCGUGCCGUGCCGUGCCGUGCCGGGCAGGGGGCGGGCCGAGGCCCCGAGGGAGGGGCUGCGCGGAGGAGCGCGGUGGGCGCGGAGCGGCCGCAGGCACGGGGGCGGCGGGCUCGGAGCGGAGCGGAGCGGAACGAUGCCCGCGGCCGCAGCCCCGCGCCUCUGGCUCGGCGCGGCCGUGCUGGGCUGGCUGGCGGCGGCCGGGGCCCGCCGCAGAGUUCUAGAAUGCUCCCCUGGUGGACAUCAGGUCCUGCAGAGCCCUUACCGAAGCGUGGAUUUUGAUUCAUCCCACCUCCAGCAAUCAGCUAUUCAGGAUUUAAUCUGUGACCAUUCCCUAACACCAGGAUGGUAUCGCUUCAUGAUUUUUGAUAAGCCUGCUGAGAUGCCAACCAAGUGCGUGGAGAUGAAUCACUGUGGGACUCAAGCCCCUGUCUGGUUGUCUCUGAGGGAGUCAGAAUCCAUGCCUCAGCCUGGUGAGAUCACGCAGUUAACAGCUUGUGCUACGUGGCAGUUUUUCUUCAGCACUUCAAAAGACUGUUGUCUUUUCCGAAUCCCCGUCAGGGUGAGGAACUGCGGAGAUUUCUUUGUUUACUUUCUGCAGCCCACCCAAGGAUGCAUGGGGUAUUGUGCAGAAGUUAUUUCAGAUGUAAGGCCACAGACCUGUGAUCCUGAGGGAACAGAAAUUGAAGGCAUUUGUAGCAGUAACCGGGCUCCUACAUCAUCUCCAUCUGUGUCACCACCACUUCCAUCUGUUCCUGAAGUUGUAGCAGAGAUGAUCAAAGGCAGCAUCUACCUAAGGUGUACCUUUGGCAUUCCUUUCGCCAACAGCUCUGUUGGAUUCAUUGUAACUUGGUCAAGACUUUCUCCCGAAGGUGUCAAAGAAGAACUUACACAUGAAACAGCAGUUCAUACCUUCUCACUUCUAGAACUAGAUGGGAUAAACAUCAGACUUGGAGACAGAGUCUACUGUAGCAGUUCUUCUUUUUUCAUGGAGAAGCCAGAUAUACAAAGUUCUUCAGUUGAGAGCAAGGAAUUUUUUGCUGGAAUUAAGAUACAUCCAGAAACAUAUGAUAUAUCAGAAGAUGGGAGGGAAUACAGACUGACAAUAGAAAGUAGCAUUCCUAUUCCUUGUCCUGAAUUUAGCCAACUAAAAAGUGACUGCAAAAUCUCACUAACAUUAAACAGUGUUGAUGAAGGUAAAGAGCAGUUAGGUCUAAACUUGGCUCUUUCUUCUUGUCAUGUGGAUCUUCUCCAGAAAUCCUGCAAUGAUGGAAUCUGUAGUCAAGCUGUAAUUUAUUUCAGUGCUGUGACAGACUUCAUGCAGGAUGGAGACAGGAUUACCAGAAUUGCAGUUGAACCUAUAUCCAGUGAGAAUUUCCUGUGGAAUGGCUAUGUUCCAGAAAGCACACAGAUUACAGUUAAGGAUCUACCCACUGCCUAUUGUUACUCAUUUACUGACCCUCAUAUAAUUACUUUUGAUGGAAGAGUCUAUGACAAUUUUAAAACAGGAACAUUUGUUCUCUAUAAGAGUACAUCUCGAGAUUUUGAAGUUCAUGUUCGCCAGUGGGACUGUGGAAGUCUUCACUACCCAGCAUCCUGCAACUGUGGCUUUGUUGCUAAGGAAGGAAGUGAUAUAAUUGCAUUUGACAUGUGCAGUGGUCAGCUCCAUGAAUCACAGCCACACUUAUCUGUAAUAAACAGAGACACAGCAGGAAGCAAUGUCAGAAUCACUGAAUCCUACCUAGGAAGAAAAGUAACAGUUUUGUUUUCUUCUGGAGCUUUCGUUCGUGCUGAUGUGAGUGAAUGGGGAAUGAGCCUCACACUUAGGGCACCCAGUUCAGAUUACAGACAUACAGUGGGACUCUGUGGCACCUUUGAUGGAAAUGCAGAGAAUGACUAUCACACUGCAAGUGGCAUGGAAAUCCCAAACCAUGCUAAUGGUCCUUUUUCUUUUAUUAAGGAAUGGAGAAUUUUACCAGGAGAGAGCUUGUUUGACAAGACACCUGCUUCAUUUACAUCUUCUAGAAAAAUGUUAUUCUGUGACUGUACACUUGAAGAUGCCAGAUUUUAUCAACCAGCAAACAAUCUGGAGACAGUUACUCAGUCAGAACCUCCUUUGUCUUGUAAAGAAAGUGAAAAUGGUAGAUUUCUUUCUUUGAUACCAGGACUGGAUGUCACUGCUGAGUAUCUUGGUCCUGCUGAUCUUGUCAGGGGCUUAAAGAAACGUUCAUCUACACAUGAAAUGGAUUCAUCUACAGUUUUGCAGAGGCAGAAUAAAGAAACCAAACUUCACAAAACAUCACUAUUAAACUCACAUCUCUCUGCCACCUCAGAGGGAAAUACUGGUACAGAAAGAGAGGGAAGUUCAAACUUAGACAUUAGGAGAAAUUCUCACCAUUACAGGAGUCGUUUUCACAGAAAUCAAUCUGCUACAAGUAGAGGGAAGCGCCAAAAUUAUUAUGAAUACCAUCCAGUAUUCAUCUUCCAAAGCCUCAGCCAAACAGAUUUAGAGGGAUAUAGUUACUUUUUCCCAGAGGACCAUGCCACUGACACAGAUGAGAAGCUCCUUCCUUCUUGGCCCACACCUUCAGGCCUCACUGAAUCUAGUGCUUUGUUCCUGUGCCAGCAGGCAGUAGCUAAUUCCAGCAUAGGAAGGUCCUGUGGUGCCCUCCUUGGCCGGCGAACAGGGGAUGCCAUCAGUAUGUGCAUUAAAGAUCUGCUGCUGAAAGAUGACCUCGGUUGGGCAGAAGCUUCCUUAGCUCUGCUGGAGAAUGAAUGUGAGAAAAGAAUUUUAGAAGAAAUAAAUUACAGCCCACAGGAACUUGAAGAGUCAGUUGAGAGCCUCCUUACUGCUUUGAAGUGUCCCAGUCUCUGCAGUGGUAAUGGAGAGUGUACAGAAUGGGGCUGUGCAUGUUUUCAAGGCUACAGCUCGUAUGACUGCAGCGUACUGUCUGACCAGGCUCCAGAAAUUACAGAGCUGGAGAAUGCUGGGCUGUGUGACAUUCGACAGUAUGACUGCACAUCUGUGAGAGUGUUUGGACAUGGCUUCAGGGACUCAUUGAACCUGAAAUGUGAAAUCAUCAAAUUGCAAUAUAGUGACAAACAAUGGAUUCCUGGAGAACCUCUAACUAUGCCAGCUGCUUUCCAAAAUGCCAGGAGUGUUGUCUGCCAGUUACCAAGUGAUAGCCAGCAGUAUGAUGUCAUGGAUGUGGCUGAUGACAAACCCAUUGCCAGAUGGCAAAUAAAGAUUUCUAAUGAUGGAUUUAUUUAUAGCAAUUCUAAAACAAUGAUAUUAUAUGAUGGAGCCUGUCAGGUGUGUGAACCACAAGAAUCUGGGUUAUGUACAUUAAAGGAGAAAACGUGCAACAUAGAUGGACUCUGUUAUGGUGAAGGAGACACAAAUCCUACCAGCCCUUGCUUACUGUGCAGACCUGACUUAUCAAAGUUAACUUGGUCAGUUGUUGAAAGUAACCAGCCUCCAGUGCUUGAAACUUUUCAGGGUAUGCUACAGACAUUUUAUGGAGAAGAUUUUUUAUAUCAGUUUUUGGCUUCAGAUCCAGAGGGCUCUGCUAUUCAUUUCACAUUGGAUUCUGGUCCAGAAGGUGCCAGUCUUUCCCCAUCAGGUCUCCUUUUGUGGAAAGCUGUGUCAGUGAAUGUCCAUAAAUUGACAUUUUCUUUGACAGAUGACUGCAAUGCAACAACCAAGGUAGAAAUAGAGGUCAGUGUAAAAUCAUGUGAUUGCCUAAAUAAUGGCUCAUGUGUGACAAACAUUAAUUUCCCACCUGGAAGUGGAAGAUAUCUUUGUGUGUGUGUGGCUGGAUUUGAAGGUGAUCUCUGUCAAGUGAAUACUGAUGACUGUAAACUUAACCAGUGUGGUAUUGGCAGAUGUGUGGAUGGAAUAAACAGCUAUUACUGUGAAUGUCCACAUGAAUUUCAAGGUAAAUUGCUGCUUUAUUUCCAUGUGUUUAUCAUGUUUAGUAAUAGUUUUCAACCAUCAUCCUUUGAGAAUGUUUUAAACAUGUCGAGUUAUAUUCCCAGUUCUACACGUGUCCCAAAGAGAUUUAUUUCUACAGAAAUGGUCGGUAGCAGCACACCACCAGCCUCCACGGUAAAAACAAUGACCUCCUGGAAGACACCUGACUCUCAAAAAAGUGCUUCUGUACAACCUGUGGUUACUGGAAACAUUGCUCAUGCUCUAGGCACCAUCAGUGGUCACCUUGCUGAUGGGGCAAACAAUUCUUUGAUACAUGCUGUAAAGGCUGCAUCUUCAAGGAGCCAUGCUAUGUCACCUGAGAAGAAAACCAGGGCACAAGCUGAGGCCUUCAGCUAUGUAGAGAGCAGCAGGAAGACUUCCCCUAGCAGCAGAGCAAGUAUAAGCCAAGGACAUUCAUUGCCAAACAAAGCAUUCAAAGGUGGAAAUGCUCAAAGAGUUCUGCACCUAUUAGCUAAGCAUCAAGGGAGUAAUUUACCUUUUACCCUUGUGGAAGUCACUGUCCCUCCAAAAAUGCUUCCUGAAGAAUUGAAUGAAACCAUGAUUCCUAAAGCAGUGACCUGUUCUGAUUUACCCUGUUUUCCUGGUGUACCCUGUGAGCCAAGGCAGGAUGGAAGUGUCAAGUGUGGUCGUUGUCCUUAUGGUUAUUAUGGAGAUGGCUUCACUUGUAGAGCUUUAUGCAGACCUGAUUGCAAAAACCAUGGGAAAUGCAUUAAGCCCAACAUCUGUGAGUGUUUACCUGGAUACAGUGGCUCCACCUGUGAGGAAGUGGUUUGCAACAGGCACUGUGAAAAUGGUGGCAAAUGUCUCACUCCGGACACCUGCCAGUGUAAACCUGGCUGGUACGGACCUACCUGCAGCACAGCAAUGUGUAAUCCUGUGUGUCUCAAUGGUGGUUCCUGUACUAAGCCAGAUGUUUGCCUGUGUCCACAUGGAUUCUUUGGUGCCCACUGUCAGAAUGCUGUCUGCAGCCCUCCUUGUAAAAAUGGUGGCCACUGCAUAAGAAAUAAUGUCUGUACUUGUCCUGAUGGAUACACAGGCAGAAGAUGUGAAAAAAGUGUCUGUGAGCCACGAUGUAUGAAUGGAGGAAGAUGUGUAGGCCCAAACAUUUGCUCUUGUCCUUCAGGAUGGAGAGGAAAAAGAUGUAACACUCCAAUCUGUCUUCAGGAAUGUAAGAAUGGUGGGGAGUGUAUUGGACCGAGUACCUGUCAUUGUCCUCCACAGUGGGAAGGACUCCAGUGUCAAACACCUGUGUGCAACCAGAAGUGUUUGUUUGGAGGGAAAUGCAUAUUGCCCAACGUGUGCUCUUGUCGUCCAGGCUAUACUGGAGUCCUCUGUGGGAAGAAAAUUCAGGUACAAAGACAUCAUGGCUGA